AUGAGUGGCUCAGGGCCUCGUGUCGCUGGCAAGUCGUUCGUCCUCGUGACAGAAAAUUGGGAUGACGACUUUGACUUCCAGCCUGUAAGCGAAAGUCAUACGAACAUCACAUCCACACCGGCCAAGGAUGCAUCCCUGAGCCACAGAACCGUCAGUUCCGACACUUACGGCUGGGCUCAACCUGGUCCGUCCACUCCCCCCAAGAGAAUCGGUGCCGACACCGAGAACUGGGAUGUCGACUUUCAGGACAGCACCAACUCCCCAUCGCACAUGCGUACACCUCCUAAGUCGCGACGCCGCCGUGCGACCGAGAAUUGGGACGACGACUUCGAGGACAGACAAACGUCUCCGAGCAAGAAAAGCGCGAGAUGGGAUUGGUCAGACGAGGAGGGGAGCGAGUUUGGAAUUGGGGACAGAGAGGAAGACAGGACACUGACGUCGCGGUUCCGGCGCGGUGCGUUCCCUUCUGUUCUUCUCCACGAGUCCCCGCCACCGCCAGUGCCUCCCAUCCCAUCAUCCUUCGUCGACAGUCGUCUCGAUCCGCAGCCAUUUCCAAGGUCGCCAGCUGCUUCUGUGUUUUCUGUUCCUGUGUCUGGGCACGGAUCGGUUGCCGGGCACUCGUACUCGUCCACAACCCAUCUCGCUUUACGUCCAACGCUCUCUACCAGCUCUUUCGGCGCUCUUCCACCCAGUCCGCCCACACAUCAUGCACGCGAGCGACGCCGACUUCGCAAAAAGUCUCGACCGCCACGCGUCGAUGCAAACAUCUAUGAACUCGAGGACCAAAGCGACCCUCCUCCCGUCACACCGGAACGUUCAAAGUCCCCACCGCACGACUCUCCCCCAGAUGCGACACCCUCGAGCGCUGGCAAAAGUUCGCUCGUCUCACGCAUAGGUUCCGUGGGCAAGAAGUGGGGCGCGGCGCGCAAGAAGCGGGCUAGUAUGGGUCCCGUGGAUUUGGCUCUGGACGAACAGCGCGAACCCCAAGUUACCACCUCUCGGCCGGCGUCGAUGGCGGUCCCGUCCUCUCCCCCAGCUUCGAGGUGGUUUUUUCGCGCGGGUGGCGGCCCUGGCGCGGGGACCGGCUCGCCACCAAGUAACGCGUCGACCCUACCGCUCAAACACGAAAAGUCCGUGGACAAGUUCCUGGCCAUGGUUGGCCUCGACCAGCAUGAAACGCCGUCGAAGCGCAAGCAAAAGAUACGCCAGGCGCUUCCUAAGGACCUUACCGACAUGGCAAGUAAGCGCGAGUCUCUUGCGCCCGAGCCGUCUGUGGUUGCUGGGACGCCCCGAACGCUGCGUCGUCCCCAUGGAUCUCGUCAUGCCAGCCACAGUAGUCGUCGAACGAUAAGUAGCCGCGGCUCCUCUGUGCCAUGCUCCGCGUCCGCGAGCGUGGACGAUGUCUCGAGCAGACGUGUCAGCUACGCACCAUCAUCUCAGGACGACGAUAUGCGAACCCCACGCAAGUCGCGCAGCAGCCUCGAUCCUGAGUCCGGGAGUAGGAGUUUCAUGGGCGGAAUGCGGCGCAUCAGCCUGACUAAAAGACAUAGGAGGUCCAAAACGACUGUACACGAGAAAGACAAGUCUCCUGAAGGGCCGUCGCGCCCCAGCACAUCAACUGCAGCAACUGCGGUGCCCCGCUUGUCCGAGCACACGGCCUCUGACAAUGGGCUGGACAUCACGCCCCGCCCGCCGUUGCGCAUCGCCCCACGUCUUUCUAUCGACGAUAAGUCGCUUCUGCCGCCAAUUGAGCUUCGACCGCCAUCGCCAUCGCCAUCGCGUGAAAUGAGCAAGAGCACGUCUGAACCCGUCGUCCGUGAUAGUAGGCUAGAUACAGCGCUUGAAUCAGCGCUCUCAUCCGUGCCGUCCUCGCAUUCCGGCACCGUCAAGGUAUUCGAUUCAAGUUCGCCACCUGCGUCAUCGACACUAUCGAAGCUCUCCGUGUCACCGCAAUCGGCGUCGCUUGGCCGCGCAACCCAACCACCAAAGGGCAAAGAAGUGGAUAUUCCCAUUGCACGACGCAACUCCCUGGGCGACCUCAAGAUUCCUACACGAAUCAGCCAGGCUCAGGUAGGCCUCCGGAGAGACUUGGGUAUGGUGCGGGAUUUUGCUUACAGCGUCGAGCACCUACGAGAGCUGCAGACCACGUAUCACGGUCUCGUUGUCAACUUUCAGGCCAUGCUGGUCGAAGUCGCGCCAGUGGAGGAAACGCAGCCUCGCGUCAUGCCACCUACUCUCUUCGGCCUUCCGCUUCCUGGCUACAGGGCGCGAUCCAACACGAAUCCUCAAGCGUCGUCGCAGGCUUCCAAGCGAACGGCUGAGCACCGCGAACUUGCUGCAGCCUAUCAUAGUCUGGAGAGCAAAUACCGCAUAGCGUGGGAAUGCGCCGAGCUACUCGUCGAGCUUGGCGGCGGAGCACCAGUGCAACCGCCGUCAUCAAGUUCAUCUGCUUUGCACACAGAACGUUCUCAUACACCGGUGGCCGACGGACGAAGGAGUCGUGAAAGGGCAAUCACACUCGCUGGCGAUGAGACGAAACCCCAAGUGCCCUUCGUUGUCGCCGCUGGUUCGGCUAGUAACCCCUCGCAAUGGCGUGCAUCGACAGGUCGACACGACCUGAGCCAUCGACAGCUGCUCCUGCUGCGUGACAUGCUCAGUAGCCCGGACUUGUCAGCGAUCGUGACUCUCGAUUCGCACCCUGAGGAUGUCAACAGGGAUUGGCGCUGGGGCGAUGCUAUGAGCAGCACAGUCACUCUACCGAGCGAGUAUUCGUCGCAACACGAUACAGCAGCGCAUGGAUCGGCAACUGGUCCUAGGCGCAAGAGCGGCCGCCUCGGUAUGCGUGCGCUACGAGACAUGCUGCGGUCGUUGAAGAAGAGCCACGCUGGCAAACAUGGAGGGCAUCACUCGCCGACGGUUCCUCCGAUACCCACAUCGGCAUCGAGUGUGUCCAUGGGCACCAUGUCGUCGCUCAACUUGCCGAAAUCGCCGGAUCCUUCCGCCGCUCAACGCCCACCAGCGAAGACGAGUACCGGGCCUGAGUCGGUCACGUCCCUCCGUGAACAUCCGAAUUCGCCGUAUACUACGCCAGCGUCAGUGACGCAUCGCUCAUCGCCACGAAGGCCAUCUCUCGCAUCUCUCUUCAAGCUCGGCCAGAAGAGCAGGUCUUCGACGGCGAAGAGUAGCCCAUCAUCGGGCCCUGGUCGCGAACUGUCUAGGGACGAUUUGCAUGCGAGCUCUGCGAGCCCGUAUCCCCCUUCGGCACCGGAAGAAGACUGGGAUAAGAUCGAGUCUGCGUCAGAUUUGGAAGCUGUAGAGGCAUCAGGCCUGGCGACGGUAAGACGGAAGAAGCACCGCUCGAUGUACGUUUCCGCGCAAGAGGCGGCACAGGUUUCAAGAGGGAACCUAAAUGCCAGUCAACUGUCUCUACCAUUCGCAGAUCCACCCCCAACACUGUCUCAAGCUCGAGCCCAGGUCCUAGCUUCCGACCUCGAGCGCAGCGGUUCGCAUACGCGCUCGACGAAGUUGUCCGACGUCAAGGAGCUCGCCGAACUCGACGGCAUGUCAGCCCGUCUGAUCAAGAAGACAACUUCGAAAAGCAAGCGACAGUCAUACGCUGGCCCCAGCACGAAGCGGCCCACGUCUCGAAAUGGCAAAACGGCUCAAGGAACCGGCUCGCUGCGCUCCCCACCGCCGGCAUGGCAAGGACCUGUCGAAACCCCCGACUCGAAGCAGAUCCUAUUACCGGGCGGUGGAGGGAUCUCGCUGGCCAUGACGCCGGAGAAUAUUCGCCCGCUCCUGGAGAACGCGCGGGACGUAUACGUGCGGUGCUCCGAGUGCAUCGUCGAGAUGAAGUCGCUACUCGCAGCCCAUUCGGAAUUGGGUUGAACAGUUUCUCGCCCCUGCGUCGAAUCGUGUACGUUUGAUACCCGGUUCACAGUAAGUGCAAUUCGCGCUCUUUGUUUGUCGUCCAUCGCGUAAUAUUUGCUAUCGUGCAUACGUUGUCCUUCGCUUUCAUCCCAUUAUACCUCGUUCGCAUGUUCAAUGUUCGUCAUCCUGUGUCUGCACCCAAUCAUUUGUGUAUAUAUACCGUCGCAUUUAGGAAGAGAUGGAGAAAUAUAUGGACUCUGCAUUGACGUUAUACGCACAUUGGGUGCAAAUGUAGACUUGG
Molecule: messenger RNA, 4171 nt
Organism: Phanerochaete carnosa HHB-10118-sp
Lineage: Eukaryota; Fungi; Basidiomycota; Agaricomycetes; Polyporales; Phanerochaetaceae
Exons: 3
Coding region: 1-3888 (1295 amino acids)
Source: RefSeq, a predicted model, not a curated record